Molecule: messenger RNA, 1443 nt
Organism: Adineta ricciae
Lineage: Eukaryota; Metazoa; Rotifera; Eurotatoria; Adinetida; Adinetidae
Source: the annotation of a GenBank genome assembly
AUGAGCACCGAUAUAUUUGCGGAUCCAUCCACUGAUGCUAACUAUUGGCCACGAUUUCUUAUGCAACUUUUUAUCAUACUUGUACUAGUUCGUAUCAUGGGCUGGAUACUUGGAUUAAUCAAACAACCAUCGGUCAUCGGUGAAAUCAUUGCUGGAGUGAUUGUUGGUCCCUCAGUAUUAGGAAAUAUUGAUUUUUGGGCGACGCAUAUAUUUCCUCCAUCAUCUUGGAACUACUUUACAUUAGUUGGCAAUAUUGGUCUUAUUCUUUUCAUGUUCAACUUGGGCUUAGAACUAGACAAGGGAAAAAUUCGACAAGAAUGGAAACGGUCGCUUCCUAUAGCAAUUUCUACUAUUAUCAUCCCAUAUGCAUCUGGUGUUGGCUUGUCUAUCUACUUGUAUGAUAUCAACAAUCGAGAUGGAUUUGCCGCACCGGACCGACCAGCGUUCAUCCUAUUCAUAGCAUCAAGCAUGUCAUUUACUGCUUUUCCAGUUCUUGCUUCGAUUCUCACAUCGAAGAAUUUGAUAUCGGCCAGAAUCGGUACUCUAACGAUUAGUUGUGCAGCCAUCGAUGAUAUUAUGGGCUGGUGUUCACUAGCUAUUGCUGGUGCUUUUGCUAAAGGAUCAGGAAUCAUCGGUUUAUGGGUCGUGUUGAUUGCUAUUGGCUAUGUCAUAUUUAUGUUUACAAUAGUCAAGUGGACGCUUGCAGCUGUACAUAAUUUCUUACUGAAGCGCAACAACGAAAUGAACAGUUUCUUUCUUAUUGGUGUAUUUCUUAUUUUGAUUGCGUCUGCAUUUUUCUGUGAGAUACUUGGUAUACAUUCAUUCUUCGGUGCAUUCAUUGCUGGAAUUAUCUGUCCAAAAUCGGGCAAGUUCAAUGCUGAACUAUUUCCUAAAAUCGAAUUGGUCACUGUUCAUUUGCUACUUCCAUUAUUCUUCGCUGCUAGUGGUAUGAGAACAAGUUUAGGAUCGUUAGAUGAUAAAUUCUACGGCGGUAUAACAGUUCUUAUUUUUGUUGUUGCUACACUUGCAAAAUUUAUACCGGCAUUCAUAAUGACAAAGAUUACUACACGUGAAUCAUGGAAGUUUUCUGCAGCUGUCGGUAUUCUGAUGAAUACACGGGGUUUGGUUGAGCUCAUUGCCUUAAAUAUCGGCCUUCAACUUCACAUUUUAUCACCUCGUCUAUUUACCAUGUUUAUUAUCAUGGCACUAGUUACAACAUUUAUGACUUGUCCAUUACUAUGGCUUGUUUAUCUACGAACAUAUAAACCUGAACCUUUGAUCAGCAAUACCCAGUCGAAUAAAAUCAAUAUUCCUGGAAGACGUUAUCUUCGAACACAUCUGCCGACUACACGUAUGAGUAGCGUAUUUACCAAGACAGUCAACUUACCAAGAAAACAUUAUCUUAAACCAUUGCCGACAGUAUCAAAUUUUACCAAGUACUAA